CCAGCACUUUCCGUCUCGGCUUCGCCAUGCUCAUGGCAACCACGCUGACUGUGACUGACGGCAGCUGGCUGGUGCACCGCAACAACGAGGUCCACAUCGCAUACGUUGUGUACGUGGUCAAGGAAAACGGCGUUGCGUUCCGCGAUCAAAGUGUGUGGUCGAUACUUGACAACAAACUCGCGUAUGGCUCGUACUCGUCGACCCAUGCACACAUGACAAACGAUUGGUUACCACCGUCCGACACGCGCCCGAUCAUCUACGGCGUGUGCAACGAGGUAAUGGGCUCCCCUGUGACGGAUUACCUAGAAGAACUCAACAUUGGAGUGCCCGUGACGGUGUUGGACUGCGGCGCGUGCACCGUGGAGGCCGUGUGCUUCGCUGCGAGGACGAGCAGCAUCAGCGGCUGUGAGUGCGUGUGUGCUGCUGGGGGCUACGGUGACAAAUGUCUGCCAGCUGCGGUUCCGGACGGCCUUGGACCGCUCCCGCUCCCCGAUGCGAAGGACACGGAGGUCCGCUGCGUGCACGGUGGCAGCAUCGACUCUUUGGACGUUCCUGAUCCCGGUGUGCGUGGUCUGUGUUUCGUCAACGUGACCUUCACUGCCGCGAUUGUGCUGGACCUGUCGUAUUUUGACGCAUCACAACAUACACUAAACAUCACGCUGCUUCAUUGCGUCCUCAUGAGCAUGCUGAUUAAGGGAAGUGGUGCGCGCGUGCACGUGAACGUGACAUCCUCGAUGAUGGAUUCUGGUGAGCUGGAGUUCAGGGGUGAUUUUGGAGCGAGCUCCCAGAUACUGGUGGCGGGCAGUACGAUUGUGACGACGUCGGACCACGCCAUUUUAUUUGUGAAGUUUACUCUCAGUGCGAAAAUGACGCUGCUGCUACUUGACAACUACAUCGAGGGGAAUAGGCACGCAGUCUAUUUCAUCAAUGAUGUUGUUGUUGAUGGUGGCGGGAUCAUUGUGAAGGGAAAUACGCUGAGUACAACGAAGGAUGAUGACGGUGUGGAAUCAUCUGUUUGCGUUAAUGCUGUUGCUGUGAAGAACGGCGGCUACUUUGACGUGGAGAACAACACGAUGGGCUCGGCUGUUGGCGUCAUUCUUUUUGGGGAUACUACCGUGAGCUCCGCGGGGCUGCUGCGAGUGGCGGACUGCACCUUCGUUGGCGGGACGGAAAUUUUUGAUCCCGCGCUGGUGUAUUUGUCUGGCUCGGUGACACUCGAGGGUGGUGCGCAGUGGCGUGUGGAGGGAAACAGCGUGGGUGCAGCCUCAGUAUUAACCAUUCAGUAUUCCUGGCAAAGAAUUUAUUUGUCGGGCAGCGGCACCACUGUGGCGCUUGCAAAAAACCGUCAGGUGGAAGGAAACGCACUCUUCGCCAAGCUCUUUAAAUCGAACACGAUUGUUGAGUCACCCGCGCGCUUUGUCGUUGGGUGCAACCUGCAGGGUGAUGAGGAGGUGUCGUACGACGGCGUGUUUCCGGAGGGCGUGGAGGUGUUCAGGUGCGGCACAUGCGACGACGACGCGGCGUGCUACAUGCCCGGGACGGAGUUGGUGGACCGCAGCUCGUGCUCGUGCAGCUGCAAGGACGGAUGGCAUGGCGCGUCGUGUCUUCCCCUCGAGGUGCCCGACGCGGUUGUGCCGCCCGCAGCGGAGAGAGCCGUCGACGGCGACACGAGCUGCGUGGUGAACCAGACGCUGAAGAACCUCACGCUGAAAAUGUGGAAGACGCACCACUGCUACGCGGGUGUGACAUUCAGCGGCAUGGGUGCCGUGCUGACGUUCUUUCUCAACAGCAUGCCGCUGCAUCUCCCCAUCAACAUCACGCUCACUGGGUGCACAUUCCGUGAGGGUGCCGCCCUGCAGUUUUUUGGGGGUGCUGAGGCGGCCGAGUCAUCCGGCGUCCUGAUCCGCGUGAGCCAGACGGUGAUGCGGUCCUCUACCGUUGCUUUUUUACGUGCCUUCCCGCAGCACUGCGAGAUCGCCAUCACGGAGGUUGAUGCGGUACAGAACUUCGCGGUUGAAUUACCGGGUACUGUGAACAACAUAUGGAGCGUGUUUUUGCUGGGCGACGUCUUGUUGACUGCGUCUUCGCUGUUGGUCAGCAACGUCAAGGCGUAUGCAGCAAAGCGUGAUGUGUUUGGUUUGUACUCGACCGGGACGCUGACGCUGGUGGGUGGCAGCUCGCUUUACGUGCGGUACUGCAGCUUUGAGGGCUACAAAUACCUGUUCUACGUUUACAGUCUCAGUGUGAGUGGUCACUCCGUUUUUGCACUGCUCAACAAUACGAUGUUCUCCGGGGUAAGCCUGCUGCUUCAGCAUCAAGGAUUCAGCGUGUCGGAUCACAGUGUGUUUCGCGUUGUGGGGAACAGCGGCUCAGCUCGUUACGCUAUCUGUAACGAUGAAUUGUGGACCGUCCAGCAGUCAAGCUGGUUGGACUGGCGCGACAACGACGUGGAAGUGGGUGCGAUGUUUUACGACAGUGGCUCCGCUUUUGUGAGCAUUGACAGCAGCAGUGCUGUGACGCUGACGGGCUGCAAGAUGGGCUCGACGGGGUUGUCUUUGCCUUUGCUAUCGCGGGCUGACGCCGGCUACAGGUUCGUUGUUGGGUGUCUGACGGUCGCGGGACGUGUGGUGACGACGGCGGCUGAACUGGCGCUCCACGGCAUCACCAACGUGACGACGGUUGCCGCGUGCGGGGAGUGCACGAAGGAGGGCGACUGCUUUGCCCCGCUGACGACGGCGGUCAUUGGCUGCAAGUGCCAGUGCGCUGCUGGAGGGCACGGCGAUGUGUGUGUCCCGGCGCCUGUGCCUGCUGGCCCGCCACCGCCACCGCCGCCACCAGUGCCGCCCACACCGCUGCCACCGCGGGUUGGUGAGUGCAUCAGCGACAUGGUGUACCCCGAGGUUGCGCAGGCUGUGGGCAGCGAGCUGUCGUGGCUGUGCUACCGCAACGUUACGUUCAGCGGGGGCGGCAUGAGCCUGACGGUGCUGAUAGGGGCGAUGACGGGCGACGUGGCGAAUGUCACGUUCGAUGGAUGCACGUGGAGGGACGGGGCCGUGCUGUUGCUGUUGGGCAACGCCUACGCCGCUGUGGGGUCGUUGAACAUUGUCGUCACCGGCAACACAUUUAGUGACGCGCUGCUCAGCCCGGAGGGUGGGUUUCCACCGCACACGAACAUCACGAUCAGCGGAAACCGCUUCACUGCCACGAGGCUGAUCCCUCGGUCGGGUUUGGACCUUAGGAAGCCGUCGUGUGUUGCGAUGAAUGGACUGGCGAUCAGCAAUGACUCCGCGGUGGUGCUCAGUGGCAAUGUGUUUCAGAGCGUGACGGCAUCGUCAAGCGCCAUUUACGUUGUCAGAUCUGCGGUGAGGGUGUCGUGGCACUCCGUGUUUGCGGUGGUGGGCAAUACUUUUCAUAUGGCUGGCGGUGACAGUACGCUGAUACAUCUUGAAGGGUCUAGCCAGUCCUUGUCGCUGAGUGUACUGAACAACUCUGCCGUGGUGAUCCGAGGCAACUUUGUGACGAGGCCGGUGAGGUACUUCUUAUUACUAAUUUUGACAUUAAGUGUGGAGUCUUUUUCAGCGG
Messenger RNA from Trypanosoma cruzi, 3582 nucleotides. RefSeq names its product dispersed gene family protein 1 (DGF-1), putative. The annotation marks the transcript as partial. The record is from RefSeq and is a predicted model, not a curated record. The transcript has a single exon. Lineage: Eukaryota; Euglenozoa; Kinetoplastea; Trypanosomatida; Trypanosomatidae.